AAAAAAGGAAAGAAAGCGAGAGUUGCAGAAGACACACAGAGGUGCCCCCACGGAGACAAGAGGAGAAGAAGACGGGUCGGGUCUUGUAGCUGCUUUCUCCUUCUCAGUCCACUUCUCUUCUCUCUCUCUCUUCUUUCUCUCUCUAGAAUUCCCUUUGCUUUGCCCUUCCCAAAACCCCCACUCCCUCACUUCGUCUCGGGAAUUCAAUUCCCCCUUUUGAUUUUUUUUCUCAAUUGGCGAUUUCUUUCGGGAUUUUCGUUUCGCCGGAAGGGUUUGGCUCGUUCGGGUCGGGUUUUGGACCGUUGAAGAAUCGGUUAAAGGCGAGAUCUGGCUGCGUAUAUUGCAAGGGAUCGGAAUUGUGAUCCAAUUGGAGCUGAUUUCGAUUACCGUUUUGGAUCCGAUCGGGGGAGAAACAGCGCCAUCAGAUGGCGCUGUUCAGACGAUUCUUCUAUCGGAAGCCGCCGGAUCGGCUUCUUGAGAUCUCCGAGCGGGUGUACGUUUUCGACUGCUGCUUCUCGACCGAUGUGUUGGAAGAAGAUGAGUACAAAGUAUACUUGGGUGGCAUUGUAGCGCAGCUGCAAGACUACUUCCCAGAUGCUUCUUUCAUGGUGUUUAACUUCAGAGAAGGGGAUAAGCGGAGCCAAAUUUCCGACGUGCUUACGCAGUAUGACAUGACAGUAAUGGAUUACCCUCGGCAAUAUGAGGGGUGCCCGCUGUUGCCACUAGAGAUGAUUCAUCACUUCCUUCGUUCGAGUGAGAGUUGGUUGUCAUUGGAGGGGCAACAGAAUGUGUUGUUGAUGCACUGUGAAAGAGGAGGAUGGCCUGUUCUCGCGUUUAUGCUUGCGGGUCUUCUGUUGUACCGUAAACAAUACAGUGGGGAGCAGAAGACUCUUGAAAUGGUUUACAAGCAGGCUCCUAGGGAACUUCUCAAUAUUUUAUCUCCUUUAAACCCACAGCCUUCGCAGAUGAGAUAUCUUCAGUACAUUUCACGACGAAAUUUGGGUUCUGAAUGGCCUCCAUCAGAUACACCUCUACUUUUGGAUUGUCUGAUACUUCGAAACCUACCGCUUUUUGAUGACGGAAAAGGUUGUAGGCCUUUUAUCCGUGUUUUUGGUCAAGACCCUUCUACACCAGCUAACAGGAGCUCUAAGCUUCUCUUUUCAACUUUAAGGAAUGAAAAGAAUACCCACCUCUAUGUACAGGCAGAGUGUGUGCUGGUGAAAAUUGAUAUUCGUUGCCGUGUUAGAGGGGAUGUGGUUCUUGAAUGCAUCCACCUAGAUGAAGAUCUGGUUCGCGAGGAGAUGAUGCUGCGGGUUAUGUUCCACACAGCAUUUGUACGAUCAAAUAUAUUGAUGCUGGGUCGUGAUGAUAUUGAUAUUCUUUGGGAUGCCAAGGAUCAGUUUCCAAAGGACUUUAGAGCAGAGGUACUUUUUCUGGACGCUGAUGCUGUUGUGCCUAAUAUCACCACAGUUGUGGCAAGUGAAGAAAGCGAGCCAGGGAAUGCAUCACCUGAGGAAUUUUUUGAGGUGGAAGAGAUAUUUAGCAAUGCAUUGGAUUCACACGAAGUGAAGGCGGAUUUGGACACUUCCAUGGUUCACGACAAUACUCCUAAAGAUAUAGUUCAGAAAAAAAUCUGGAAGGAGGAUUUAGAUCGUCAGGCAUUUGUAGACUGUACGUCAGAUGAUGGGAAGCACAAAAAGGACAGAAAGGCAAAUUCUAAUAUUGAUGCGGUGAAGGACAUUGCUGUUGACGAUGUGAAGUACAAGCUCAAUGAGGUGGAUUCCAAUGUCGAUGCAGUGAAAGACAUUGCUGUGGAUGAUGGAGAUAUGAAGUCAAAUUUCAUCCCAGUUGCUGCUGAUGUGCGGAGUCAUACUGGAUCUAAGGAAGUGGUAGAAGAGGUGUGUCAGAAAUUGGAAGAGAUGGAAGAUAUAAUUAAUGAAGAAGACUGCGCUCCACGGAAGAGGUCAGAGACCAAGGUUGCACAAUCAAAACCGAGUGCUGAGGUCUCUAGACCGAAAUCUGAGAGAUUGCAGCCACCUGCUUAUAAGAGACAGCCUUCAUUUAAUGCAAAAGUAGGUGCAGAAACUACGGUUGCAAAACAGAAGACUAAACAACAAGAAACUCAGGGCACUUCGGCAAAAAUAGCAAAACCAAAUGCAGUAUCUAGGUGGAUUCCCCCUAACAAAGGCUCUUAUACUAAUUCAAUGCAUGUUUACUAUCCACCAUCAAGAUAUAAUAGUGCACCAGCUGGUGUUGCCAGUACUGCUUCUUCAAAAGAUACAAAUGCAAAUGCUCGAUUGAAAGGUUCUUCUGGAACUGUGGUUUCAAAGGAUGUGGAAACUGAACUGAAACAUAGUAAGGUGGACCCUUUGAAGCAUUCAAAGUCUGCACCAGAGACACUUACAGAGACAUCCACAUCCUGCCUGCCAUCGACACUACCACCAAUCCAAGAGACAGAGCUUUCCUCUAUUAAAACAGAACAUAUUGAUGCAGCAGUAGUGGCCCCUCCGCCUCCACCUCCACCUCCUCCUCCUCCUCCUCCUCCUCCCCCUCCCCCGCCCCCUCCACCACCUGUGUCUCAAAUAUCUUCAUUGUACACUUCUCCUAUGCUUUUGUCACCAGCUACCCCAUUGUCACAGGUAGCUGUACCUCCUCCACCACCACCGCUGCCACCUCUGCUAAGUGCUAACUCUAUCUUCUCAAAGCCCUCUUCAGUCUCGUCCUUGUUCCCAUAUCCUCCCCUGCCACCACCACCACCACCACCUCCACCUCCACCUCCACCUCCUUAUGCCUUGUCAUCUAGCACGCAGAAUAUUGGUAUAGCUUUGGUCCCUGCACCUCCCCCUCCCCCUCCGCGACAAUCUGGUGGGCAGAAUAGUGGCACCAUAAUGCCUCCACUGACUUCUUCAUCUCUUUGGAAGGUUGGGUACUCUUCAGCUGCCCGUGUUACACCACAGCCGCCUCCCCCUCCACCUCCUUUUGCUGCAAGUGCAUCCAAGCCUCUUGGAGUUGGAGUACCUACUCCACCGCCACCACCUACUCGUGGUACCCCACCUCCUCCACCGCCUUCUCCUAUGUUGGGAGUUUCAUCUACUCCACCUCCACCACCCCCACCACCACCACCACCUCCAAUGCAAGGAACUCCACCUCCCUUACGUGGAGCUUUACCGCCACCGCCCCCACCACCUCCAAUGCAAGGAGCUCCACCUCCACCACCGGCACCACCGUUACGUGGAACUCCACCUCCACCACCCCCACCACCAUUUUCAGUGCAGGGAGCACCUCCACCACCACCACCACCACCUCCAAUGCGUGGAGCUCCACCUCCACCACCAACACCUCCAAUGCGGGGGCCCCCCCCUCCACCGCCACCUCCUAUGUAUGGUGCCCCACCUCCGCCAACACCUCCUAUGUAUGGUGCCCCACCUCCACCGCCCCCUCCAAUGCAUGGGGGGCCACCUCCACCACCUCCACCACCUUCAGGACAUGGUGCACCACCUCCGCCGCCCGCGCCAAUGCGUGGGGGCACACCUACACCCCCUCCACCACCAUCAGGGCACGGUGCACCACCUCCUCCUCCACCUCCUGGUGGAGGUCGCACUCCCUCACUGCAUGGAGCACCACCUCCCCCACCACCUCCAGGAGGUUGUAGUCCUGGGCCUCCUGCUCCACCUGGACUUCCUGGUGGUGCUCCUCCACCGCCACCCACAUUAGGUGCCAGAGGAGCUACCGCUGGUAGAGGGCGCGGACGUGGGAUACCUGCCACAGCGCCCCGACGGUCCUCUUGUAAACCACUACAUUGGAGCAAGGUGACAAGGGCGUUGCAUGGAAGCCUGUGGGAGGAGCUGCAAAGACAUGGAGAGACUCAAAAUGAGCCAGAAUUUGAUGUGUCAGAGAUAGAGAGCCUUUUCUCUGCUAUAGUUCCAAAACCUGCAAACUCAGAUAAAUCUGGAGGGCGCCGCAAGUCUGCUGGUUCUAAACCUGAGAAAGUCCAACUGAUUGACCUGAGAAGGGCAAACAACACAGAAAUUAUGCUCACAAAAGUUAAGAUGCCACUUCCUGAUAUGAUGGCUGCCGUUUUAGCAAUGGAUGAUUCAGUAUUAGAUGUUGAUCAGGUGGAAAAUUUAAUUAAAUUUUGUCCUACUAAAGAAGAGAUGGAACUUCUUAAGAACUACACUGGUGACAAGGAGACCCUGGGGAAGUGUGAAAAGUACUUUUUGGAGUUGAUGAAAGUGCCUCGGGUGGAGUCAAAGAUGAGAGUUUUUUCUUUCAAGAUUCAGUUCGGCACUCAGGUCUCAGAAUUUAAAAGAAGUUUGAACACAGUAAACUCUGCAUGUGAGGAGGUUCGGAACUCUGCUAAGUUGAAGGAGAUUAUGAAGAAGAUUCUUUUUUUGGGGAACACAUUGAACCAAGGAACUGCAAGGGGUGCUGCUGUUGGGUUUAAGUUAGACAGUCUACUAAAGCUCUAUGAUACACGUGCGUCUACUAGUAAGAUGACACUCAUGCAUUAUCUUUGUAAGAUCCUUGCAUCUAAAUCACCGGGACUCCUUGAUUUUCACCAGGACCUUGUCAGCCUGGAACCUGCAACAAAGAUACAAUUGAAGUCUUUAGCAGAAGAAAUGCAAGCCAUAAUCAAGGGGUUAGAAAAGCUCAAUCAGGAGCUGACGGCAUCAGAAAAUGAUGGCCCUGUGUCAGACGUUUUCCGUAAGACGUUGAAAGAGUUCAUUACUGUUGCUGAGACCGAAGUGGCAUCUGUGACGAACCUAUAUUCUGUGGUGGGUAGAAAUGCAGAUGCGCUUGCAUUGUAUUUUGGUGAGGAUCCCGCCCGCUGUCCAUUUGAGCAAGUUACCGUGACUCUCUUAAAUUUCGUGAAGUUGUUUCGGAAAGCACACGAAGAGAAUGUCAAACAGGCUGAAUUGGAGAAGAAGAAAGUCGAAAAGGAAGCUGAAAUGGAAAAGGCCAAGGGCAUUAACCUCACAAAAAAAACACCAAAAUAGGUGAAGAUUAUAGUCACUCUAUCACUACAUGGGAAAUUGAGCUCUCCUGCCAUACUUGCUCUUAGGACCCAGUGUUCGGUCGCAGUGUUCCUAACCAGUUGCAAGGAGCAUAUUUGCUUUUAGGACCCUGGUCGGAAUCCCUUUCUCAGAGCUUGUGCAACGGAAGGCCCUUUGAGAUUUAUUUGGAUGAGGGCAGAAAGGGCAACUGAUCGAGUCCUGCAGCAUUCGAAGUUGUGAACUAUGCAUGAAUCUUAACUAUACAUGCUUGACAAGAUGUUCAAUCAGAUGAUCACGGCCAACUGAUCAAUCAUGCGGGAUGUCAUACAAAGAGACCGGACCUUGGCUUUCACUCGACAGUUCUAUCCAUUAAUUGAGAAGCAAGGGUUCCCCGAGGCAAUCUGGUUUCGGCUGCCAUCAUGAUGUCGGAUCUGGCCCCUCUGGCGUCCUUGUGAGAGCAAAGUUCAGUCUCGGUUCAGCCUAGGCGAUCAGGUUUCGGCUUUCACCAUUCGUUUGGCAUAAAAUGUACAGCACACACCAAGGAAGAUGCCGUUGGGAUCUGUAAAGCACCCGCCUUCCUGCUGUACCGUUAAAUCCUGUACAAAUCACGCUAACCCUCUCUCCGUAGUUUAGAAUUCAAUUCAUUUUCGUGUAACAUAUAAUUUAGUUCCUCGUUACGUUGAAAUUUUGGAUAGGAGACCCCGUCGUGUUAGGCGUUGUAUAGGUAAUCAGGUUCAGAAAGAAACUAGACGAUCGACGGGGGAAUUUCGUUAAUUUUUUAGGGUAAUUGUAAAAUAAGUAUAGGCUGGUUUUAGAAACUGACUGUUGCUUCCUUAUGGUUGUUAGUCAAAAAGUAUACUUCAUUCAUGAAA
Molecule: messenger RNA, 5866 nt
Organism: Malus domestica (apple)
Lineage: Eukaryota; Viridiplantae; Streptophyta; Magnoliopsida; Rosales; Rosaceae
Product: formin-like protein 20
Source: RefSeq, a predicted model, not a curated record